UAAUUUCGCUAGUCGUGAGGUCAUCACAGCGCGCCGUUACAGUGCUUCCCAGAACCCCCUACCUAAUUUUUUUGGCGAAGGGAAUGAAAUGAAAGAACUGACUUUUCCCACCCCAAUUUGCUUUUAGUCCUCCAUUCUCGCUGCGCCCACCGUCUGAGCAAUGGAGCGGGAGAGGGAAAGUAAAGCAGCCGGAGCUGGAAGCAGGGCCGGCCGGGCAUGACUCGGCGACGCCGCCAGCUGAGUUACCCGGCGUGCCCCGCGCGGCGCCGGCCGAGGGACGUGGGGGGAGGGGCGGGGAGGAGGAAGAGCGGCGGCGGCUGCGGAUGUCGCUGCGACCGAGCGGCGUCUGAACACACGGCGGCUGCCGAGCGCCCGACCCGGGCCUGCGCCGGAGCCUACACCGAGCUCCGCGGCCCCUAGCCUGCCAGGGCGGCCCUGCACCCGUUGUCACUGAGGCGGCGUGCCCAGCAUUCUCCACUGCCCGGGCCGGCCGGCUCUGCCGUCUGCUGGCUCCCCCUCGCUCGCCCGCUCCCUCCUGCGCGCCUGAGUCACCGCCGCCGCCGCCAUGGCCGAGAGUGGUGAAAGCGGCGGCCCUCCGAGCUCCCAGGACAGCGCCGCCGCGGCCGAAGGUGCCGGCGCCCCCGCGGCCGCUGCCUCCGCGGAGCCCAAGAUCAUGAAAGUCACCGUGAAGACCCCGAAGGAGAAGGAGGAGUUCGCCGUGCCCGAGAAUAGCUCCGUCCAGCAGUUCAAGGAAGAAAUCUCUAAACGUUUCAAAUCACAUACUGAACAACUUGUGUUGAUAUUUGCUGGAAAAAUUUUAAAAGAUCAAGAUACUUUGAGUCAGCAUGGAAUUCACGAUGGUCUUACUGUUCACCUUGUCAUCAAAACGCAAAACAGGCCUCAGGAUCAUUCAGCUCAACAAACAAAUACCAGUGGAAGCAAUGUUACCACGUCAUCAGCUCCUACAACUAACUCCACAUCUGGUUCUGCCACUAGCAACCCUUUUGGUUUAGGUGGCCUUGGAGGGCUUGCAGGUCUGAGUAGCUUGGGUCUGAAUACUACUAACUUCUCUGAACUACAAAGCCAGAUGCAGCGGCAACUUAUGUCCAAUCCUGAAAUGAUGGUCCAGAUUAUGGAGAAUCCCUUUGUCCAGAGCAUGCUGUCAAAUCCUGACCUGAUGAGGCAGUUAAUUAUGGCCAAUCCGCAAAUGCAGCAGUUGAUACAGAGAAAUCCAGAAAUUAGUCAUAUGCUGAACAAUCCAGAUAUUAUGAGACAAACAUUGGAACUCGCCAGGAAUCCAGCAAUGAUGCAAGAAAUGAUGAGAAACCAGGACCGAGCCUUGAGCAACCUAGAAAGCAUCCCAGGGGGAUACAAUGCUUUACGGCGCAUGUACACGGAUAUUCAGGAACCAAUGCUGAGUGCUGCACAAGAGCAGUUUGGUGGUAAUCCAUUUGCUUCCCUAGUGAGCAAUACAUCCUCAGGUGAAGGUAGUCAGCCUUCUCGUACAGAAAAUAGAGAUCCAUUACCCAAUCCAUGGGCUCCACAGGCUUCCCAGAGUUCAUCUUCUUCCAGUGGCACCAACAGCGCUGUGGGGGGCACUGGUAGCAGUGCUGCCGGUGGCACUGCUGGGCAAAGUUCAUCUGCACCAAAUUUGGGGCCUGGAGUAGGAGCUAGUAUGUUCAAUACACCAGGAAUGCAGAGCUUGCUGCAACAAAUAACUGAAAACCCACAACUUAUGCAGAACAUGUUGUCUGCCCCCUACAUGAGAAGCAUGAUGCAGUCCCUAAGCCAGAACCCUGACCUUGCUGCACAGAUGAUGCUGAAUAAUCCCCUAUUUGCUGGAAAUCCUCAGCUUCAAGAACAAAUGAGACAACAGCUCCCAACUUUCCUCCAACAAAUGCAGAAUCCGGAUACAUUAUCAGCAAUGUCAAAUCCUAGAGCCAUGCAGGCCUUGUUACAGAUUCAACAGGGUUUACAGACAUUAGCAACGGAAGCCCCCGGCCUGAUCCCAGGGUUUACUCCUGGCCUGGGGGCAUUAGGAGGCACUGGAGGCUCUUCAGGAAGCAGCGGGUCUAACUCUGCACCUGGUGACAACCCAAGUCCCACGACAGGAGCCACUGAACCUGGACACCAGCAGUUCAUCCAACAAAUGCUGCAGGCUCUCGCUGGAGUAAAUCCUCAGCUACAGAAUCCAGAAGUCAGAUUUCAGCAACAACUGGAACAGCUCAGUGCAAUGGGAUUUUUGAACCGUGAAGCAAACUUGCAAGCGCUAAUAGCAACAGGAGGUGAUAUCAAUGCCGCUAUUGAAAGGUUACUGGGCUCCCAGCCAUCAUAGCAGCAUUUCUGUAUCUUGAGAAAAUGUAAUUUAUUUUUGAUAACGGCUCUUAAAUCUUUAAAAUACCCGCUUUAUUUCAUUUUGACUCUUGGAAUUCUGUGCUAUAAACAAACCCAAUAUGAUGCAUUUUAAGGUGGAGUGCAGUAAGAUGUGUGGGUUUCUCUGUAUUUUUUUUUUUUUUUUAACGGUGGGAAUCAAUGCUUUUUCAUUUAAGGCUACUGCAUGCAUCAAACACUCUGCAUUUAUUGUAAUUUUUAAAAAAAAACAUCACCUUUUAUAGUUGGGUGAACAGAUUUUUGUCCUGCAUCUGUCCAGUUUAUUUGCUUUUAAACAUUAGCCUAUGGUAGUAAUUUAUGUAGAAUAAAAGCAUUAAAAAGAAGCAAAUCAUUUGCGCUCUAUAAUUUGUGGUACAAUAUUGCUUAUUGUGACUUUGGCAUGUAGUUUUGCAAACAAAAUGCUGUAAGAUUUAUACUACUGAGAGUUUUUGCUUUAUUUGUAUACAAUAUAGUAUGCACAUUUGGGAUUGCAUUUCUAGAAACAUACUGCAAUAGAUUAUCUGAGCAAAGCACUUGUAACCAAAAAAGUGGAGAUAAGGAAAUACUUUAAAGCUGAGUAUUUCCUAAUUGUGUAGAAUCUUACAGCAUCUUUGAUAAACAUCUCUCAGCAAAAGUGCCGGUUAGGUUUGUUGGAAAUAUAGUAGAAAAGCUGAUUCUGGUUAUUUCUCUAAGGACAUUUAAUUGUACAGACAACAUAAUGUAACAUUGUGUCAACAUUCACAGAUUGACUGUAAAUUACCUUCAUCUUUGCGCAGACUGAAGGGGCACUGUAGUACAGCCCAAAAGUGCAUCUGCCUAGGACUCUUCAGCUUCUCCCAUAGGUAGUUUAACAGGCAUUACGAUUUGUAAUUGAAAUGUUGCUUUCACUGAAAGUGUCUUGAUGUUUCAGUUAUUUUUAAUUGCCAUAUAAAAAUAGAACUAUCUUUUGGGUUUAUCAGUUUUCUCAUGCACAGGCAAUACAUAAAUUUAAAAUGAUUUGUGAGCCACUUGUUUCUGAAGUGUUUUGGUAGUUCUAUUAAGAAAUAGUUAAAUAUUGUGCUUUUCAGAGCCUCAGAGAAGGGGAGCUGGGGGCGGGGGGUGGGGGUCUCUCCUGGAUUGGGCCAGCCUAAAUAGUACUGGCAACCAAGAUUCUGUUAGGAUUUCUGUGCAUAUAGUGUAGUAAAAAGGUAUCAUUCAGGGGUGAAAAACAAAGAGCCGUUUUAACAAUGUUGAAUUCAUUGGGCUGUUGUUCUACAGCCUUUUUCUUCCCUCCCCAAAGAAGUUCUGUUUGCCUAACUCUCAAACUGUUGGGGUGUGGUACAUUCCUUUAGGACCAAUUAAAACAUAACUUUGGGGUCAGUAAUAUAUUUGGCUGACUCUGGUUCAGUAUUCUCUUAGGUCGUUAUAUUCUCUCAUGUACAGUUACAGGAAAUUAAAAUGUUAAAGUAACCUAAAAUGAGUUCAGACCAAUAAAAUCAAGGGAAAUACAAGUUGAAUUCCAUUACUUCUGUAAGUUGCUUGCUAUUAAAAAAGGUCAAGAGGCCAGGUUGCCCACCAGCCCGUGCACAGUUCUGACACUUUCCCCAGAAGGAAAACAUGAAUGACGAUCAAGGGAGAGGCAGGACUAGAGGACGUUGUUAAGGAUGAUAUUCAUGUGUCUUUGCUCUCUCUGCCUUAUGCCUCAGUGUGGUCAAGAAACUUUUGUACUGGCGAAUGGUGGUAUACAGUGUGGGGUAGUGUCAUAACCAAUUUGACAAUUUAUUAAUCACAAAAUAACAAUAAAUCUCUAGCUUUUA
This is a messenger RNA of Neofelis nebulosa (Clouded leopard), 4166 nucleotides long. It is a transcript of the gene UBQLN1, whose product is annotated as ubiquilin 1. The record is from RefSeq and is a predicted model, not a curated record. Lineage: Eukaryota; Metazoa; Chordata; Mammalia; Carnivora; Felidae. The transcript is spliced from 11 exons. Gene Ontology annotation, molecular function: polyubiquitin modification-dependent protein binding. Gene Ontology annotation, cellular component: autophagosome; cytosol. The coding region runs from base 566 to 2335 and encodes 589 amino acids. Gene Ontology annotation, biological process: regulation of macroautophagy; autophagosome assembly.